AUGGAGCUGAAGGUUAGAAAGCAAGAGUUUGUGCCGUUUGUGGCAAUGGUGAUUAUGGAGGCAUGCACAAUUGCUCUUACAAUAAUGGCCAAAACGGCUUUAACAGGAGGGAUGAGUCCUUUUGUGUUCGUUGUUUACACAAACGCUUUGGGAUCUAUUCUUCUUCUUCCUUUUUCUUUCUUCUUCCACAGGAAUGAUAGAACUGAAGAAUCUAUCUUUUCUUGGCCACUCCUUGUUCGUGUUUUCUUUCUAGGUUUCACCGGGGUGUUUCUGUUCCAAAACUUGGCAUUCGUGGGACUAAGCUUCAGCUCACCCAUAGUGGUAUGCGCAAUGGGAUUACUCAUUCCUUCCUUCUCCUUCUUGCUCAAUCUCAUUCUCGGAAGGAGCAAGUUGGAUUGGAAAACCACGAGCACGAGGGCUAAAGUGAUGGGAACAAUAAUUUCAUUAAGUGGAGCAUUUGUUGAAGAGUUGUACAAAGGUCCCUUCAUCAGACCAGCUUCGUCUCCUUCCCCAAACCGUCUUCUUAAAUCAAUUCCUAAACUCUUGGUCUACUACAAUCUUCCCGACAAUUGGUUCCUUGGUUGUAUCUUUUUGGCCGCAGCUGUAUUUUCUGUCUCCCUCUUCAAUGUUGUUCAGACAGGGACGGUCAAAAAGUAUCCACACGUUAUGAAAGUGGCUUCGUUUUACAGCAUAGUCGGGACGGUCCAAUGUCUAAUCUUCUCACUGUAUAUGGAACGAGACCUAAGUGCAUGGAAGAUCGAACCUAACUUCGAUUUUUUCCUCAUUAUCGCCACGGGCAUAUUCGGAAGUGUGAUACGAACAAGCGUACACGUAAAGUGCACCCGAUCGAAAGGACCAUAUUACGUACCAUUAUUCAAACCUUUUGGUAUCUUUUGGGCAACACUCUUUGGUACCAGCUUCUUCGUCAACAGUCUUCACUACGGCAGUGUGUUAGGAGCAGCCAUAGGUGGCGUUGGAUACUACACAGUAUCUUGGGGACAAUUGAAGGAAACUGAAGAAAAACAAUAUCCAAAGGAAGAACGAAAACCCAUAAAAACUUUCCAUCAUCAAGAAGAAGAAUACAAAGUUCCAUUGCUUAUUAGUCAAGAAGAAAGUCCUGUGUGAAUUUUGUAUUAUAUAUACAUUUUUUUCUUAAUAGAAGAAAAGGAGGGUCGCUUAAAUAUUUUUUGGCCCUUUAUUUCUGUUGCUUGUAUAAGAAAAAUGCGUGUGUGAAUGUGUUAAGUCGUCAGUGUCAUAUGGGAGGUUGCUGAAGUAGGCUUUUUGGUCCGAAAAGCACCACCCCCAAUGUAAAUACAUGUCUCUGCUGGAUAUAUAGAGCUCUUCAGACUUGAUUAUGUUAUUUUGUAUUGAAGAUUCUGCGAAUCAUGGAUCGAUUGUAUUCCCGCUAUUAAAUCAAUUUGCUACAUGUCUUAGUUUUUUUUGGUUUGUUGUAAAGACUCUAAAAAUCAAUGGUUUGGUCUUCUUAAAAC
Messenger RNA from Eruca vesicaria subsp. sativa (arugula), 1490 nucleotides. The record is from the annotation of a GenBank genome assembly. NCBI's taxonomy places the organism in Eukaryota, Viridiplantae, Streptophyta, Magnoliopsida, Brassicales, Brassicaceae.